AUGCGAUUCAAAUUCAAAUUUAUCAUAUUUCUAUUUUAUUUCAAUUUAAAUUCGGUGAAAAAUGAGGAAUUUCUGCCUUGGCGAAUGUUUGGCGGGUUUAUCGAUCGACAAUGUCAAAAUUAUGGAGAUUAUUUGGAAGCCAGAGAUUUUGCACUAGCUGAUCGAUUAGCACUACGAGCAAAAUCUAUCGAAAAAUAUUUUACUAGGAAAUGUUGUAGUAUACGAAUGUCCUAUAGAGAUAUUGGUUAUUAUGAAGUUGAGCUAACUCAUGUGCAAUUUGGAGUAUGGUAUGUUUAAGAUUAAUAGUUACGCCAUCAACGUUAAACGUACGAUACUAAAUUUCUAUUUACACAUAAAGCUAUAAAUUGAUUUUUUUCUCGAGCGGAGCCGCUGCGCGGAAGAUAGUGCCGCUGACGCGGAAGCUUGCGGUCUACACUCGCGCAGAGCGCUCGAGCUCUAGGCUUAGGCAAGCUUCCGCGUCAGCAGCACUAUCUUCCGCGCAGCGGCCAAGCCUCACACCCUAUGUGAGCCCUAAGCCAAGAGCUCGAGCGCUCUGUGCGAGUGUAAACCGCAAGCUUCCGCGUAAGCGGCACUAUCUUCCGCGCAGUGGCUACGCCUUGAACCCUAAGCCUAGAGCUCGAGCGCUUUGUGCGAGUGUAGCCCGCAAGCUUCCAGAAAAGUUAGGCUAACUUUGCCGCUGCGCGGAAAAAAGUGAUGUAUAAAGCUAUAAAAGUUAUGUUCCCAGGUAUGUAUCGCAACAUCCGUACACUUCGAGAAAUCAGAAGGUUCGAUUCAGUCGACCAAAUCAGAAAGAGGAAUUGUUGGUUGAAUGGGCACCGAUGGAUUUGAGUGUGGGACAGUUGAAUGAAACGAAUCGAUAUUAUUUUGAGAAUAAUUUAUUGAAUAUGGUGAGGGUUUUUGUUAACUUUAUGAAGUUGAACGAAAAAAUAACAUCUUUCUGGUUUUUGAACCUAAAAAUAUUGAUUUUUGAGUUUAGCAGUUGAUUUUUUUGCUCCUAAAGGGAUCUUUCAGCGAAAAUUAUCAGUUUUCUGGCUCCUCGAGCUCAAAAAUCAUUUAUUUUUGCUCCAGAACCUGUAAAUAAACGCAAUUGCGUGGGAAUUCUGCUCUUGGAGCUAAAAUUUAAUUCUAGACUGAAAAAUAUAUGAUUUCUAGCUCCAGGAGCUCAAGUAGACCAAGUUUGCUCAUAUUUUUAUGCAUUUAGGGCUCACCGACUUACAUUAAAAAAUUUUAUGUCAAUUUUUCCUAUGAUUUUUUUCCAGGUCGUUGAAUACGGUGAUGUACGAAUGCAUUGCUCAUUUUAUCAAACGAAAGGCGAUUCACCGUAUUUGAAGUAG
This is a messenger RNA of Caenorhabditis angaria, 1355 nucleotides long. The record is from the annotation of a GenBank genome assembly. NCBI's taxonomy places the organism in Eukaryota, Metazoa, Nematoda, Chromadorea, Rhabditida, Rhabditidae.